Quercus lobata is the source of this 585-nucleotide messenger RNA. RefSeq lists its product as uncharacterized. Lineage: Eukaryota; Viridiplantae; Streptophyta; Magnoliopsida; Fagales; Fagaceae. The record is from RefSeq and is a predicted model, not a curated record. The transcript has a single exon. The coding region runs from base 1 to 585 and encodes 194 amino acids.
AUGUCGGUAUCCCAAUCUCCAACCGAGGAGUAUAGCUCAAUGCCUAAGAGAGCCAAGAUGGACAUCUCGUUGGUUUUGGGUUUUUCAGAUGAGGAUAAGGUUGGAACCAUACAGCCCUAUGAUGAUGCUCUUGUGGUCACAUUGAGAAUUGGCAGGUACGACAUGAAAAGGGUGAUGAUUGACCAAGGCAGUGCUGCUGAUAUAAUAUACCCUGACUUGUAUAAGGGGCUAGGUUUGAAGUCUGAGAACUUGGCGGCCUACAGUUCUCCUCUGGUGAGUUUUGAAGGAAGAAUGGUCGUCCCAAAAGGUCAGAUCAGAUUACCUGUGCAGACUGGUACAGAUGUGGUGGAGGUGGACUUCAUCGUUAUAGACGUUUACUCUCCAUACACGGCCAUCAUGGGCAGACCUUGGCUUCAUACCCUGGGGGCUGUCUCUUCUACUCUACACCAGAAGAUGAAGUAUCCAUCCGGAGAUCGGGUUCUGGAGAUAGUAGGAAGUCAAGCUGCAGCCCGACAAUGUCUGGUAGCGGCUAUUCAACAUUGGUCUGAGGCAGAGACCUCGACCACUGCUGAUAAUGGUUUAUAG